Messenger RNA from Telopea speciosissima, 1138 nucleotides. Its product is annotated as histone acetyltransferase MCC1-like. NCBI's taxonomy places the organism in Eukaryota, Viridiplantae, Streptophyta, Magnoliopsida, Proteales, Proteaceae. Gene Ontology annotation, molecular function: histone acetyltransferase activity; protein-N-terminal amino-acid acetyltransferase activity. The record is from RefSeq and is a predicted model, not a curated record. Gene Ontology annotation, cellular component: Golgi membrane. The transcript has 6 exons. Gene Ontology annotation, biological process: N-terminal peptidyl-methionine acetylation. Bases 240 to 1001 code for a protein of 253 amino acids.
UCUCUUCAAUGACUACACUUUUUCGGAACUUAUAAAUCAGACACAUCGAUUUCUCCUCCUGUCUCUCAGCUUCAUCCGCUUGAAAUCAUGUGAUUAAUAAAAAAUAAAAGCAUUUCUGCUGUUUACAGUUUCAACUGCAUGGCUGUUGUGGCUCAUGUGGCAUAAAUGGGAUCACAAAUUCCUGUAUAUGUGCUCCAAAUACAUCAAACCUUUGUGGGAGAUUGAUAACAGAACAUCCAAUGGUGGACCCUAAAGCCCCACCUUGUCCAAACAUUGUUUAUAGGCGUAUACAACCGUCUGAUUUUGAAGUUCUUGUACGGAUCCACCAUGAUUUAUUUCCUAUCACAUAUGAAUCUGAGUUCUUCCGCAAUGUUGUCUUUGGUCGUGAUAUUGUGGCUUGGGGAGUUGUUGACCGUAGUCGGCCUGGCGGUCAAGAUGACGAACUUAUUGGAUUUGUUACGACACGUAUUAUCCCAGCAAGAGAAAGUGAGGUAGGGGAUAUGCUCAGAUAUGAUUCUUCAAGGACAGAACAAGUGCUAGUUUAUAUUUUGACACUAGGAGUAGAGGAGGCUUACCGAAAUCUUGGAAUAGCUACCUCACUUAUUCGGAAGGUUAUCGAAUAUGCAUCUAGCAUUCCUACUUGUCGAGCAGUUUACUUGCAUGUAAUUUCUUACAAUGAGCCGGCAAUUCGUUUCUACAAGAAGAUGUCAUUCAAGUGUGUACGGAGGUUGCCAAAUUUUUAUUACAUUAGGGGCCAGCAUUAUGAUUCAUAUUUGUUUGUAUACUAUGUAAACGGCGGUCGUUCUUCUUGCUCCCCACUAGAGAUUGUCACCACUGUAGCAACAUAUGUGGGAAGCCUUUUCAAGUCUCUGGCUGCUAGGCUAUGGAAGAAUGAAGAGAAAAAGUUAAGAUGGCCCAAAUGUAGAGAAAGCAGUGGCCUUCUAAUUGACCAAAACAAGGGAAUACUCAUAACUGAGAAUGCUGGUUGUCAAUGUGUCUAGUAUUGAAAUCCUCUUUGCUGCUUCUAUUGAAACUCAAAAGGUCAUAUAUCAGGUGUUUGAACCUUGGUAAGGCUUUUAUUCAUGUAGCCAACCGCACUCAGUUGGGAUAAUCUUGGUUGAACUGGCUCAAGUUUAAC